AUGCGCGUUUUCGUGGUACUCGCCUGCGUGGCAUUGGCUUAUGGCCGCCCUGAACCUCCUGUAGGAUACAGCUAUUCUGCUCCUUCUAGCAGUUAUGGAGCUCCUUCCCACGGACUCAGCAGCGGAGGUCAUUCAAGCGGACUUUCAUUUGGAGGAAUUUCUGGUGGUCAUUCGUCCAGUGGCAUUUCUCUGAGCGGUGGUCACUCUUCUAGCGGAAUCUCUUUCGGCAGCAGCGGCAUUGGUGGUGGUAUUAGCGGUGGAUAUAGCAGUGGACUGAGUGGGGGUUUUGCUGGUGAUGCUGGAUUUUCCGGAAGCUUUAGCGGUGGAUACUCAGGUGCCCCUAUCGUUCAGAAACACAUAUACGUUCACGUUCCUCCACCAGAGCCCCAGGAACAGAGACUCCCGCGCAUCACCCCUGUUGCUCCCCCUCAGAAACAUUACAAAAUCAUCUUCAUCAAGGCCCCAGCUCCACCCGCACCAGUUGCUCCUAUCAUUCCUGUCCAACCUCAGAACGAAGAGAAGACUCUCGUUUAUGUUUUGGUUAAGAAGCCCGAAGAACAGCCCGAUAUUAUUAUCCCAACAGCUGCGCCUACUCAACCUUCCAAGCCCGAAGUUUACUUCAUCAAAUACAAGACCCAAAAGGAAUCCGAUGGUAUUGGAGCCGGUGCUAUUGGUGGUGGUUCCAUUGGAGGUGGUUCUCUCAGUGGCAGUGCUAUCAGUGGUGGAAUUAGCGGCGCUGAUAUCAGUGGAAGUUCCGGAAUUGAAGGUUCUGCACUAAUUGGUGGUGGUAGUCAUGGAGGAGCUGAAAUCGCCUCAGACUUUGGAUCUAGCGGUGGUGAUGCCAGCGUAUCUAUCGGUGGACACAGCGGUGCCACAAGCGCACAGUACGGUCCUCCCGGUCACGUCGCCGGGCCCCUACACUAAACUGUAAAGAUUAAGUUAGGUGGUAGGAUACGACAAUAAGUUACUGUAUUUAUUGCUGAGCGAAAAAAAUAUUUUCUACUUUAAAAUUAUAUAUCACGAGAUGUUCCAAGCAGCUUACGUUUGAACGUUUUGUACAUAGUUAUUAUCCCUCCGUUCAUUCGUAAGCUGUUCUACCACAUAGCUUAAAUAACUUAUUGUUAUAUGUCAUUAUCACCUAAUACAUUUACUCGUUAUUAGUGCACAGUGUUAAUGUUGUUCAAAUUUAGGUACUUUGCAGCGGCUGUUAUGUUUCUAUAUUAUGAAUAGCUUUUUUAUUUUUAUAAUAAAAAUAUAUGAUGCAAUAA
Molecule: messenger RNA, 1268 nt
Organism: Melitaea cinxia (Glanville fritillary)
Lineage: Eukaryota; Metazoa; Arthropoda; Insecta; Lepidoptera; Nymphalidae
Product: loricrin-like
Exons: 2
Coding region: 1-924 (307 amino acids)
Source: RefSeq, a predicted model, not a curated record